UGUCGCCGUGGCAGAUUCAGCAUGCCUGGCUGUGAUGUGGUGGGCGAAUGGCCUGCGCUUUGGCUGCACCGCCUGUGGUCGCUGUUGCGUGCGCCGGGUGCCCUCUGCAUCUGCACCGCUAGCAGAAGCCGAGAUCGACAAUUUGGCACAAGCUCUUGGCCUCAGCCCCUCGCGCUUUCUCGCCCAGUACGCCGAAACGGCAGACUUCGGGGGUGCGGCACGGCUGAAGGUUGACGAGACUGGGAGAUGUGCUUUGCUAACGGCCAUGGGGAAGUGCUCGGUUCACGAAGCUCGACCAGCUGCUUGCCGCACUUAUCCUUACUGGCCGGAGAACCUUGCAUCGCCCUACGAAUGGGCAAGAGAAGCGGUUCUGUGCGAGGGCAUCAAGAGCAGUUGGGAACCAGAAGAACCGGGCAGUGUCACAGAGACAGCCCGCGUCAUAGAAGAUGAGCUGUUGGUGGAGGAGUUGAGGGUAGGAGGGGUCCUCCGAGCUGAAAACUGGACUCAUGCCGAGGCGAUGGAGUACAUCCACUCUUUGCGAGAGGCCAAAAUGCCAGACCUGGACCUUGAUCCCUUGCCAGCUCCACGGAAGGUCUUGUUUCACAGUCAAGGAUUAGUUGUGCUGGAGACCGAGGAGCAAGACCUGCCAGAGAAUCAGUCAGCCUCACGGCAGUCUGGCGUGGUCCGUUCCCUUCAUUUCGAGUCUUCUAUUGGAAUUGUCCAAACGGAGGUUCGUUACCAUCCAGAGCACGGCUUUGACCAUGACCAGCUGAUGUUUGGGGUGCAUUCCGCCUUCCUAGAGGUUGUGAAGGAGCAAGCAGCUCAAGCUGCCAGCGACUCGGUGAUUGUUCUAGGUGGAGGAGGUGGUGUUCUGCCAAUGGCUCUUCAAAAAGCUGCGUUGAGGGACCGCAAUACGGCGGGCCCUUUCAGGAACAUCAGAAACAUCAUUUGUGUGGAGAAGGAUCCUGAGGUGGCAAAGCUUGGCAAAGACUUCUUCGGUAUGGGAGAAGGCGGAGAAGAAGUCAAUGUCAGGCUUGUCAUAGAGGAUGCCCGGCACUAUGUUACUCCCUCCUUGUCACAGGGUGCACCAGAUGCUGGUGAUAUUCUUGCCAUCCUGGUGGACAUUGCGGGGGAUUUGCAGCACUCGUCCGGUGGAGAAGUCCUGGCGCCCUGUGCAGACUUCCGGCUUGGCGACUUUGUUCGUUCCGCCGUCGCAGCAGUGCGGCCCGACGGGGUCAUUGCCUGGAAUGUGCUGGUGAGCGAGUUGGGUGAGGACCGAUGGCUUCAGUCUGCAGUAGAGGGGAUUCAGUCUGCAGUGCAAGAUGAGCACUUCUCUGUUGUGAGCAGGGGGCGGCCUCCUUAGAUCCGCCUGAUGCCUUGUCACUGCCUUUUGGAGAGCUGGCAUAAGAGGCCUAUCCGGCGCAAUGGCGGUGUUGCCCAGUGGCUCCUGAUUGGCUCGUGGAAAACGUCCGCCGGCGCUUGGACCCGUUGAUGCCAGUCGGGCAGGCAAAAUGGACUGAUG
Molecule: messenger RNA, 1522 nt
Organism: Effrenium voratum
Lineage: Eukaryota; Dinophyceae; Suessiales; Symbiodiniaceae
Source: the annotation of a GenBank genome assembly